Messenger RNA from Aspergillus alliaceus, 546 nucleotides. RefSeq names its product TMEM14 family protein. Gene Ontology annotation, cellular component: membrane. Lineage: Eukaryota; Fungi; Ascomycota; Eurotiomycetes; Eurotiales; Aspergillaceae. Bases 26 to 352 code for a protein of 108 amino acids. The transcript is spliced from 3 exons. The record is from RefSeq and is a predicted model, not a curated record.
CGCACAUACCGUGCUUUGAUGAACUAUGGCUGAACAUCCCUCAUUUACGCUUGCCGCACUCUUGCCUAUAGGGGGAGUUGUGGGAUAUUUACGCACGCGCUCAGCACCUUCUUUGAUCGCAGGCGUUGGGCUAGGAAUUUCCUAUGCGUGCUCAGGUUAUCUGAUAAAGCAAAAUAAGGAUUACGGCACCGAACUGGCUCUGGCAAACAGUACAGUCCUGCUAGGCGCUGGGAUAGCUCGGACUAUCAAAACGCAAGCGAAAGCACCUAUACCUUUGGCCCUCGGCGCAACAGGUUUAUUAGCGUCAUACUACUACCAGAAAAAGGUGCGAGAGUUUAGAUACGGGGUCUAAACUAUACAGAUACAAGCUCAAAAGGUGGAGCAUCCCUUUUCAAUAUGGGUACUUGAGCUUCUAGUUGAACUCGAUGCGUACCCACUAUAUCAUCUCAACACCAUCCUGGAUCGAAGUAGAUAGGGUCUUCUCUUAGCAAUCUCUUAAUAACGAUCCGAAGCAAAGGAAAUUACAUCACUCACCCGGAGAGCAAC